Molecule: messenger RNA, 1854 nt
Organism: Anthostomella pinea
Lineage: Eukaryota; Fungi; Ascomycota; Sordariomycetes; Xylariales; Xylariaceae
Source: the annotation of a GenBank genome assembly
AUGACGGCCAAGCCACAGGGGAUUUCAGUCGCAUCAACCAUCAAAUGCUUCGACCAGACCCAUUACAAAUUCAAGACAGGAAAGGUCCCCCUCCCCCGUGUUGUGAUACCGCUGGGCGCGAGCUUCGAACUGUACGAUCACGACUCUGAACUAUGGGUCAAGGACCUCGGCGGAAUUUUGACAUUCCAGCACAUAUGUGGUGUUCAUGUCCCUCGCGGUCUUCAGUCCACAGUCAUGCCGGAAAUCCAGCACCCUCUACCUGAUAUUGACGGACCCUCGUCCUACGAAAUUCGAGCGAACCAGAGCCAUUGUCCGUCGAAUAUGUCCGUUCACAAAUUCUGCGCAUUCCAGAAAUUAUUUGCCGGCAAGGAGCGACGUUGGCCCAAUAUAUUAGUAGAAAUGGGCUCGUCAAACCUCAACUCCAGCAGCGAGGAUACAAUGCGCAUGCUAUGCGAACUCGCCGUCCAGGCUUGCCCACGGUCGUCAGAUUAUAAGUUCCGCAUUGUUCAUGCUGUUUUCGAGAAGCCAGCUAUCGUAAAGCGUUUGGUUGAACUCAUCAAAACACGCCUGUGUGCCAUAUCCAGCAACUGGCGAGAGCACAACUGUAUGGAGCUACUCCUUACGCUGAGCUUGAGACUGUUCACUCUGUCUAGCUUCUCGAAGAAAGAAGCCGGCUACCUGAUCAGAGAUGCAAGAGAUGCGACCUUGAACUGGAUAGCCCGCCUUCGAGAAGAGGCGAGGAUUGCCGUCGAUGGCGACGCAGCACAUCGUACUGCCAUGUACGGCUUGUACGCCGCUCUGUUAUGUCGGCGGACGUUCAGCACCUACAAGUAUCCCUACGUCAUGGAGGCGGAAGAGCUCACUGCCUGGGUCCAGGCUUCUGUGGCGUUGCAGGAGAACCUAGUAACACAGAUCAACACUCUACCUUUAACGUUGAGAAGGUUCUUCAUUCGUGACGCCAAGAUGGCAUUUCACAUCCAGGACAUCCUUCGAGAUGCCGUCGAAACCCAUACCGCCUGUGUUGGUGAUGGAAUCGUCAGCGCCUGGUCGGAUGCUGCAGACGGUGUCACUACACGCUUCUCGAAAUGGACCUUUCUCACCAAACCCCACAAUCGCUGGGUCUAUGCUACAGUAUCUGACACGAACCAGGCUGGCUUGAUAUUCCGUCAAAGGGUGCACUUCAACCUCAUUGAAGGUCAUCUUCUGGUCAAUGGCAAGCUGCCGCUCGAAAUCCGCGAGAACCCUAUCGUGAAGGGCAUGUUUGGUAACCAGCACCUAUUGACCUAUCCAUCAUCCCUAGAGGGCAUGACACAUCGACUCGCCGAUCAUAAGGGCGGACAUCAGGUGCAUUUUGGCGUGCAGGAGGGCCAAGUCGUCAUUCGUGCGCUGUCGAGCGAUGGUCUGCUCGAGUACGUGCCCAAGUCCGUCUUCAAAAGCCUACAUAGCUUUGAUUUGCCAUCAGAACUAGUGGACAGUUGCUUCCACUGGCUCAAUACGACAACAAAAUAUCUCGAAAUCCGUCAAAUCUCGUCCACCUGGAAGACAAAGGAGAGUGACUGGGUCAUGGACGUCCCGAGACGCAGGGCCAAACGUCGCAGAGUCACCCUAGUGGAUCCCCAGUCAAGCGUAUUCACCCAGAUAGCAGCGAUAUUCCACGCCUUUGAACAGCCGGAGAAGCUCACAGUCUACCAGCCGGAUGAAGGAUGUAUGUGGGUUGAGUUACGUCAGAUGGACUUGUCCUUCGUGAAAGCCAGCGGCUUGCUCGAGUGCCGUCAGCUCAAGGCGGUAAUUGACCCGAACCAGGAUCCCGGGACGUGGCAUGGCCUUGCGAGCAAUUUGUGCUACAAGAUGUAG